This is a messenger RNA of Closterium sp. NIES-67, 7592 nucleotides long. Lineage: Eukaryota; Viridiplantae; Streptophyta; Zygnematophyceae; Desmidiales; Closteriaceae. The record is from the annotation of a GenBank genome assembly.
CUGCUGACUGGCGUGAAAUGGCAUUUGCAUUUUGAUCGAGAUUCUCCUUCUCAGUUCUUCGGACUGAGAAUCGUCUGCCGAAGCAGCAGACCUAGUUAGCUUGCUUGGCCUUGCUGCUCCUUAGAUUGAAGCAGCUUAUCAGUAUCGGUUUGAAGCCCUUCCGUUGAUAGUAGCGGUUAAAUUCAUGCUUUUAGUAUGUUCUCAUAUCCGUCUUGUACCGCUCGUUGAGCUCAAUUCUGACUAGAUCCACCUGCAGCGUGACUAGAUCUCGCAAUUUAAUAUUCCCCGCGAUAGUAGACGAUCAUUUGAAGGAACCAGAAUAUUUUGAAGAAUCUAUAUCAUGGAUUCUUAUGUCCAUCCGAACAAUAGCUGGCUGCCGCCUGACGUGGCAGCACAGGCGGAGCGAGAGGAGCCUCGGAGAUUCCACGCGGUCGUUGAGGAGGUUCAGGCCGCGUGGAAGCGCGGGAAGGAGCAAGGCCAUGGCGGAGAGACGCUGAAAUGGGUCUCCGUCGUUAAUAGUUUCGUGGCGUCUAAGACUCGUCUGGAGAUUGCUGACCUGCAGCUCGUGUCAGAGACAGCCCUCGAUAUAAUCACAUCCUACCGUGGCCCAAGAGAUCUCUUCACACAGAUCCGCUGGUCGCAGUGCGUCUCUCGCAUCCUCCGCAAGCACCGCUCCUCGCUCUCCCUCUCCAUCCCCUGGCAGCCGCUCUACUCCAUCCUCGUUAUACACCUCCCCUCCGCUCCAGGAUCCACCCCCCUGCGUGGCUACGUGGGCGCGGCGCUGCUUCAGAUCCACAUCAACGCCAUCACAGAGCUCAUCCGACGGUCCAGGAGGUUCUUCCCCCCUGGCUCUGCUGCUGACAUCUGGGCCUUCCUCAGGCCACAGUUUGCUGACGUCAGCAGUAAUGAUGCUCUGGAGGCCGCGGCUCUGCUGAAUCUGUUCCUGCCAACCACGUGCCGCCACCUGGAACCAUACGAGGAAGAUGCUUCAUCUCAAUGGAGUGUGUGGGUGCCGGAGUGGCUGUCGCUGUGGUUCUCAAUUCCGCACUGCACUUUCUGGGACGCUCAGUGGCUCUCUAUCCUCUCGCGCUUAGCUAAGCACCAGCAGUUACGCCACCAGCAUCAAACCACAUCCUCCUCCCCACCUCCUCCCCCCUCACCUUCCCUUCCCUCCUCCUCCUCUCCCUCCCCCAAUCCCCUCUCUCUCUGGGCUCCCCACCUCCCCUUCCUUCUCCAGAAAAUCCUCGACUCUUUCUCUCUCCCGAUCGGCCAAUCCCCGUCCGCCACAUCAGCGCAACUCGAACGCCCAGUCUCCCCAGCGUGCGCUCGCGUCUUCCUAUCGCUGCUUGACAGGUGGCAGCAGCGCAGAGCCCCGUUCCAGCAGCAGGUGGUUCGGGCCGUAGCUGGCGCCAAGUUGGCUGUCUGGCUGCUGGCGAACCCUGAACCUGCUGCCGCUGGCUCGGAUGCUGAACCUGUUUCCGUAGGUUCGGAUGGGGUAGCAGAGAAGCAAGGAGGAGAGGCGUCGGUGCUGCGGAUGUUUGAUAAGCUAUCGAACGAUCUGGAGCAGUUCUUUCACCCAUCCAACGGUGGAGAAUGGACGGGGCUGCUGGAGAAGAUGCUGCACUCGGCUACCUACCACCUCAUGAAGAGGAUCGCUGCUGAGAAGAAGAUUCACGGCGACAGGUACCUCUCAGGUCCCGCUUCUGCUCUUUCCCGCGCCACCACCUCUGCUUUCAUCCGCCUGCUCCUCCGCCUCAUCCACAACCGUGCGCUCUUCAGCAAGAGCCCCAACCUCUCCGCGGUCGCCUCCCGCGUUGCUGCCUCUCUGUCCUACCUGGCUCCACGUGUCACUCUGCCAGUGGUCCUGGAGAGCUUCCAGGGGGCGUUGACCACUGUCACGGCCACCCACCAGCUGGAGUCAGCCCUCUCCACUCUCGCCCUCUCCGUCCGCCCACUGCUUCUUGCUGCUGGCCAAACCACCCAAGCUGAUGAUCCGUCUACCACAGCUCGAACCGCCGCACCUUACUCCAUGGAGGUGGAUGGCGCAGGAGGGGAGGGAGCAGGGGAGGGGUCUGGGGAGGGGAUGGACACGUGGCAGGAGAUGAUUGGGCGGGCGAGGGAGGUGGUAUCUGAGGCGAUGGUGGCGACUCUCCCCGGCAUUGACGCCAAUGACCCGCCCAAGACGCUUGCUACUCUGCACCUCUACCUCUCCGUCUUCUCCUCAAUUGGGCCAAUAGGGGACGACUCAAGCCCCUUUUCGCUCUCCAUUGAUUGGUCCACGUGGCUAGAGGAUUUCCUCUCCCGCCUCUUCUCCCUCUUCUCCCAUCUGGAGAGUGCCGCCCCUACUGCCACUGUCGCCACUGCCGCUGCUGCAAACGAGAGGUCCUUUCUCAUGAAGGAGGCGGAGGGCUCUACCUUCCGCUCCACCGUCAGCCUUCUCUUCGCCCGGCUCUCUCCUCCUCUUCUCAAUCAGGUUAUUUCAAGGGUGGAGCGCUAUGUGUCGAGCACUGUGGUGCGCGGGUGCGAGGAGGAGAUCGGCACAGUGGUGGCAGCGCUGGCGUAUGCUGCCCCGGAGGCCACCUGCAAUCGGAUCCUUGCUGGGGUCAUGGACUCUGCGCUCUCUCUCCUCCAAUCGCUGCCUGCCACGUCAUUCCUGGCGCUUGCCGAGUCUCCUGCUGCUGCUGCUGCUGCUGAAGGGGAAGCAUUGAAACUGCCAGCCAAUCAGCUGUCGACAACUCAGGAGGCGACUGUGCUCUUCCACAUGCAUCUGGCCAGCAACGCCGUCCCCUUUAGUGGCUCCGCUUUGAUUGCACAUAAGGACCGCCUCACUGCGCUUAUCAAUGCUGCCUUCUCAUCCACCUCUCAGAAGGUGGUUGAUGCAGCUGCAGAUUUGCUCCAGAAGUUCCUCUUCGCUCUCAUCUUCUUCUACCCACUCAAUGAGUACACCUUCUUGGGCUGGGAAGAAUCAGCUGCAGGGGUGGAGCGAUGGGUUUCAAAGCAAGCAGCAGCAGCAACAACACAAGGGACUGCAGGGCCUCUCCAGUGGCACGUGCCAUCGGCAGAAGAGACAGCGCUUGCCACCCAGCUCAUUGACAAUUAUCUGGGUGGCGCGUUGAGGGACUUGCGGUGGCUGCUGACUAGGCCUGCCACGUCUGCAUCCUCCAGCUCAGCAGCGACCGGAGCCAAGCUCGCCUGGCGGGUGGCCCUUCGCAGGCUCUGGGCCGUCUUCUCCGGCACCCGAACCAACCUCCCAGACCUGACCACCAGGUUCGGCAGCCAAGCCUCUGGCCUAGCAAGCGACACCACCGGACCAGACACCCCAUUAGCAGUGGUGGGGCGGUCGGGCGUGAGUGUAGGCGAUGUGGCUGUGCGGGAGGAAGCUGCUGGAGUGCUUCACGAGGCUUGCGUGUGGCUGGUGAGGCAGCAGAGGGAUGACACGCAGACGCUGGCGCUGCUGGCAGAAGUGGAAGGGCUGCUGCUGAACCCAGGCACUCUUGAGUACUCGGACUCACUGCAUGGGCUGAGGGUGGUGAAGCAGCAGGCGGGGCUGCUGUCAGAGCCCAAGGGGUCGCCGUGGAUGAAGGCUGGAGAGACACGGAGGAGGCCGCCCUGGGUGCUUGCAGAGCUGGCAUACGAGCAUCUCCUCUGGAGGGCCUCUCAGGCGCACUUCAAGACAAUCUACGCUGGCCAGCGCCGCCCGCCGCCCCUUUCUCGGGCGGUGAAGAUCGUUCUGGGGGAUCUGCUGCUGCUUUCGGUGCACCGCUAUGCGUCUGUGCAGGGUGUGGCCCGAGCCAGCCUGGAGCUCAUUCUCAAGCGCUUCCCGCCAGCUGUCGGCACGGCAUUGGCCCAGCUGGCGCCGUGCGUUGCUGGGGAGGCAGGGGCGGUCACACGGCUGAGAAGGAUGGGGGAGGGGAGUGACAGUAAUGGUGAUAAAGAGAAUGGAAACGAGGGGGAUAUGGAGGAGAAGGAGGACAGGGAGGAGGCGGCAGUGGGGGCGUGUCAGGUGUUCAUGAGCCGGCCAAUAAUGCGCAAGAUUGCUCAGGACUGGCGGUCUCUGGCUCCCUUCCUCUCCGCACUCCUUGCCUCUCAAGCCAUCGAUUCCCUCAAGGCUCAAAACUCCAUCACUCAGGUGUUCAUCGCAUUUGUGUCGCGCUUUGCCGGAGUGAACCCCAUUCGGCCCCGGGGGUGGGGGGCACCUGGCAUGGAGCAGGAGCAGGCUGGAUCCGAGGAGAAUGGGUGGGAGUUGAGCGGCGCUAACAAUGGGGCUGGUGGGGACAUCACCACUCAGGCACAGGGGGCGCUUACUCUCCUCUGGACCAUGGCUGGUGCUCCUGGCACUGCUGCUGCUUCUCCUGCUGGUUCUGGUGCUACUGCUGGUGGUUUUCCAGUGGUGGAUGGUGCGUCCACUGCUGCAGCAGCCAUCUCUGCUGUUGCUGCGGCGGCGGCAGGGGUUGGUGCUGUUAGCGGCCAAGCAAGUGCCAGCAGCCAGGCAGUGGCAGCGUCAGCAGCCGUGGCUGCUGCAGCCACCCACUGGAGGUACACUCUUAUGGCUAAUGCCCUGCUCGCCCUCCUCUCCUCCUCCCUCCCCUCCGCCUCUCCUCCCCUCCCACCAUCACAUCCUGCUUCUCCUCCUCGACCUUCGUCUGUCGUCUCUUCCUCUCUCCCCCAGCUUCAGCCAUCAUACCUGCCUCCUCACUACCUCAGCCUGAUUGCAGGUCCUCUCCCUCUCCUGCGUCCUCUUGCCACCUCCGCCCUCCUCCUCCUCCUUCCUCCCUCCCUCCAAUCCCCUCCUCUCUCUCCGGUUCUCCAGUCUCUCACUCUUUCCUCCCCUCCCCCAUCCUCCUCCCUUCCUACCUCCACUUCCCCCCCUCUCUCUUCCUCACUCACUCCCUCUCCUCCCCUCCCCCUCGCACUCCUCACCUCGCCCUCCUUUCUCUCCUCCCUCACCCUUCAUCUCUCACUAGACCACUCAACGGGUGACCUCCCAUCAAGCAUAGGCGGAGGGGGCAGGGGAAGGGGCGGCGGGUUAGGGGGUCUAUUCGGCGGAGGGGGAGGGGGGAAAGGGGCGGGUGGGGGCGACAACCCCGGAGCUACAGUAUCCGCACUGUUCACCGCCGGGCUUGCAGCGUCGUCCACGUCAGCGCUGCUGUCGGAUUGGCCGAGGAGUAAGUUGCGGGGGCUGGUGCCAUCGAGCCCGCAGGUGUCGUCCUUUGUGGUGGGCAAUGCGAUGCUCUUUGAGCUGCUCGUGCACGCAGCUGCUGCUGCAGCUGGCGCUGCUGCUGCUGCUGCUGCUGCUGCUCCUGGCGCUGCUGCUGCUGCUGCUGCUGAGGCUGAUGAUGCUACGGCAUCUGCCAACACAGCGGUGACAGCCUUCCUGCACGCACUCUAUCCGUCCCUGAAGGACCUAGUUUCCAAGGAGACGGAUAGGGGUGCACAGAGCGCAGCAGCUGAGAUCAUAGCCGGCAUCCUAGCCUCUGCCCACCCGGCAGUCCUACAUGCCUGGCAGGUCAAGGCAGAGGCCAAGGCAGAGGGCAGGCCAGAGGGAGAGGCGGCUCUCUUGUCUGGCGAUUCCUCCGCCAAUUCUCCUCCUCCCCCCGGCUGGUUGGCUCGUCUGUUCCAUCAAGCCCUUCUGCACUGCUCUGUGGAGUCCCAACCAGAUUGGGCCACAUGCGUGCGGUACGCUCUCACUAGGAGACAGGCUGUCAGAAGGAAGGAUUCUGAAUCUGGGGAAGCAGAGGGGGGAGGGGAUGUGGGAGGAGAAGGAAGCGAGGAGGGAGGAGGGGAAGUGAGGGCCAGGAUUCAGCAGCUCGUGCGGGAGAAGCUUCUGGAGAAGCUUCCUGGGAAUGCGGCCUCGGGUCAGCAGGCUAAACGGCUGACGUUGCUGGUGGUGGCGAUAGGGGAAAUGGGGCAAGGGAGGGAGAUGGAUCAAAGGAGAGGAGGGGAAUGGGAAGGAGGAGAGAAGGGGACUGCAGAGGAGGAAGAGAGAUUUCUUGAUAGGUUGGUAGAAGAGGUGAAUGUGCUGAUGGCACACAGUGCGAGACAGGUUCGGCAGCUUUUGGGGGAGGUGUUAUCCGCGCUUCUGGCUGCGCUCAACUCUAGAUCCUCCCUCUCUUCAACUGUUGCUGCCAGCCUGUCGAAUCAUAUCCUGGCAGAAGCUGCCAAGGCUGUUACAGUGAUCAAAUCCAUGGGGAGUGGCAGUGACCAGCAGAAACAGACAAAGGAGGGGGAGAAAGAGGAGCAGGUGCAUGAGGAGGAGAAGGGAGGGAUGGAGGUGGAGGAGGGGGGUGGUGAGGGGAGCAGUGCAGCGGGAAGGGAGGGGACUGAGGAGGACAGAUGCAUUUGGACGAUGGAAUCUAUCCUCUUUUUCGUGAUGUCUGCUGUCAAGUCUGGCGAUGCGCCUCCGUUCCUCCCAACCAUCGUCGCUCUGCUGCCCGCUCUCCUCUCCAUCCAGGAAACCCCCAACACGGAUCUCUCUCUCCUGGCCAAGCAAUGCCUUGCCUACACCAAGUACCUUCCCCUCCCUGCAUCCGCCGUACCAUCAGCAGCAGCAGCGGUGCUGGCAGCAACAGACUCGGGUAACUGGAAGGAGCGGGCCGCUGCGCUCUCCUUCUGCCAGUCAUUCGUCUUCCGAAAUGGCUUCCUUCUUCCUGCCACCGACCUCGCUGCUCUCCGACAAGCUGUCGUCGCCUGCCUGCAAGACCCACAGCCGGAGGUCCGUGACAUGGCGUCUGCCACGCUGGCAGGCCUGCUCAAGGCAGCUCCUCAAGGUGACACGUGGCCAUCUGCCAUUCGCCAGAGCUUCAUCCAAUCAGCUGCAUCCACGCUCAAGGCCUCCAGAGCCGCCCGCAGACGAGCCAAUCAGGGAAGGCCGGUGGAUGCUGACUCAGCAGCCAAGGCGGCAGCACGGACGGUCAAGAUGCACGGAUCGGCGCUGGGGCUCGCGGCUGCCGUGCGAUCUGCACCGUAUGAUAUUCCCACGUGGUUACCAGAGCUGCUGCUAGCGCUUGCCAACCUGGCAGGAGAGCCGCCCCCAGUUGGCCCGGCAGUGGGGAAGGCGCUUGGGGAUUUCAAGCGCACGCACGCCGACAGCUGGCACAUCCACAAAGAGGCGUUCACGAGCGAACAACUAGAGGUUAUCAAUGAUUUGUCGUCAACAGUGGGGUACUUCGUGUGAUGGAGGAUCAAUGCAGUGGGGUGUUGUCUGUAACAGGAGCCAGCCAAUACAGUGGGGUACUUUGUGUGAAGCAGACAAAUGCAGUGGAGUGCUCAAUAGUAGGGUACUUUGCCUGAUUGCUUCCGUUGCGUGAACGUAUUUUGUGAUAAAAUCAUCUGUAAACCGUUUCUAUUGGAGUGUACCAAUAGAAGCUGCAUAAAUAGAUGGUAGACUCCGAUUUUCGUGGUUGCCACAAAGCGUAGUGGAGCAAGGGCUCUUUCAUGAACAGGUGGAACAUGGUAUUCCUUGGCAGCCAGUAGGGAGACGGCUAUGAGGCAGCCCAAAAAACGGCUAUUCCCAAUAAGCCUUCUUGAUGUGGGUGCGCAUGAGCUGGUGGUGGCCGUUAGGCAUGUAGAGAGACGGUUGUGAAAUACCUGAA